UACUGCUGCUGGCUGCCAACUGCGUAAGUUCAUUGUUUCCUGGCUCUCUAUUACUUCAUCAGUUGUCUCUUCUUUUAAAGCUCCUACCUAACACAAAGGAGCUCUGGAAACUCUACUUUGUGUAUCUAAUCAGUGAUGCCUCUACUAGCAAACAUACUGCUUCUCUUCUCUCCAUUGCUACUGGCAGCCACUGUAGAGAGCUCUUGCUCUACCUGCAUUGACUACACUAGGACCCCUGAAACUAAUGGAAGCUCUGUUGUAGAGACAGUCAUUCGUCUCAUUCAACAUUCAGGAAUAUUCCCCGACGACUACGGAGCCUUGCAAAGGAUCGCCUGGCUUGAGACUCAGUAUGGGCAAAACCAGCUCACAUACAGGCCACAGCAUCAUGGUGGAAUAUGGAACAUCAACCAGACUGGUUUUAAUGCCCUAGAUGUCAGUAGCCAACACUUGGCAAUGAUACAAAGUGAAUUUUGCUUCAAUUGGGCUGAAGUGGUAUGGACUGAUCUAAGGAAGCCACUUUAUUCUGCUCUAGCAGCAAGACUUCUCAUUAACCAGUCACCUUCUGGUGGGAUUAUCUCUCAAGAUCCUUCCUCUCAGGCUCAAAUGUGGUUAGAUAUGUAUACAAGCAUGGAUAGGAGUAGGACUCAGGAUAAUUAUGUGGAUAUUGCUAUGCAGCAUAACAGCACAUCAAACAAAGUUAAUAUAUCCAACGUCAAUAUUGACACUCCAACUGUAUUCUCUCUCUGCACUAAUGAGUCUGUGUACUUCUCCUACAACAUAUCCACAGACGUUCCUCUCAUAAAAGUUUCCCUCAUGAGCAAUGGCUCUGCUUCCCUUUAUAUAUCAAAUGCAGGACCACCCUCCGAGUCUUUUUAUUGUGCGAAAAUUGAGGAGACAUCGUCGACUGGUUAUGUGUACGUAUCUGUGGACCAAUUGAGUUCUUGUGGAUCGGAGGAAAUGCUGUUCAUUAGUGUGGUCGGGAGGGAAGAGUCUGGUGGUAUGACAGCUGCUUCCUUAAUCCUGAGUAAUGCAAAUGAUUCCUAUGAAUUUAUUCAAAACACCGGCAGUGAUUCCGACUGGUUUGCGGUCGGAAUGUACAGCAACCAUCCAGACGUAGGCUCAAUACCAAUCUCAAUCUUUGUCACGUCGGAUUCAGACUCAGCUUUCAAUAUUUCCAUAGAGUCUUACGAAGGUGUUAUAUUGUCCGGCGAAGUUAAACCAUAUGAGACGUCAGAGUUUUUUAUACCGGAGACGUACAUGGUGUCAAAUGAAAGUGACUUUAUGAAUGGACUGAUAGUUAGAGCUGAUACUGGGAACAAGAUGAGAGUAUCUGUCAGUAACCAUUAUUACAUAUCCAGUGACUCUUACUUAGCUCUUCCCCUCAUCCAAUACCAGGGAGUGACCGAGUAUACUUAUUUUGCCGUUACGCCAAAUUUCACUUCUCCAAACCUAACAAGUCGAGUUCUCAUUGUAUGCGGUUUCAAUGAUACUUCAAUUACAAUAACAUCUACUCAAACUGCUUACAUGUAUUUACCAUCUGGCGUUGUUACACUUCAGCCUUCAACCUCUAUGGAGAUUUCAGGAAACAUUUAUCAGACGAUACUUAUUGAAAGUGAAGAUCAGCUAAUGGGAACAAAGGUGGUCACAAAUAAACCAGUAACUUUCCUUUCAGGGCACCAAUGUGCUUCACUUCCUGACAAUAUAUCUUGCGAUUUCGCUAUAGAGCAGAUACCACCGACCAUCAAUUGGGGAAGGAAUUUUAUUUUCCCACUUCUCUCGUCUCGAGUUGGCGGAUCCUACCUUUCCAUACUUGCCUCAGAGUCUGACACUACAGUUGACGUAUCUUGUACUAACUCUAAUAACAACAGCACUCUUUCUGACUCAUUCACCAUUUCAUCUUCAGGGGAUUACGCUACAAUGCUGGUUGCCCCUGAUGAUGCUUUAUGCAGUGUUAUAUCAAGCAAGCCCACACUUCUUACAGUCCUUAGUACCAGCAAUAACUAUGAUACUACUGAAGGUGACCCGCUGAUGGUUCUAGUGCAACCUGUAGAGCAGUAUGUGAAUGUCAAUCAUUCUUUCACUGCUUUUAAAAGUGACAUUGAUAAUCAUUACCUUAAUCUGAUGGUAAAAGCAAGCGAUAGUGAUAAUAAUAUUCAACUCAAUGAUGAAACUAUUAGUAGUAGCAAUUGGAAGAGUAUCAAUACCACUGGAGGAGUAAGAGCUGGUUAUGUGACCCAACUAAAUGUAGCUAACACUACUCACUUGGUUUCUCUGGGGUCGGCCAGCUCUGGCAGAGACGUUAGGGUUGGUGGGAUGAUGUACGGGUUCGCCUGCUCUGUCGGCUAUGGACAACUCAUUGCUACAAACUUGUAUCUCAUUCACGAAACUACCAACAGACUGUCUGCUACCAUAACGAUGCCAUCACAAGAGCAACGCAAAAUUGGCAACAAUGUUAAACUAACAUGCAACACUUCAGGACUACCUGUAUAUGCACUACAUUGGAAGAAAGAAGGCUCACGUGUAUAUCCUUCUUGCAAGUACUCUAUUUCCAGCAACAGUCCUGGGUCAAGUGUUCUUACUAUAUUCAAUGCUAAUGAGACUGAUGAAGAUGUGUAUGAGUGUGUGGCUCAUAGCUAUUAUAGUGAUCCUGUGACUGCUACCAGCCAAACUUUGAGUUUGGACAGCCCUUCAAAAGGUCACUAUUCCAUCCCAACCGUCACACCAACAGUAAUGUCAACAUGGGCUUAUAAAGAUGUGAAUCAAUCUCUAUCCUUCAACAUCACCAAUGCUGUACCUCCAGUCACUAGUAGCCACUUGUGGUGGCAUUUCAGUCCAUUGGAAGGAAAAGGAAAAUAUUUGGACCCCAACGCUACUUCGAAGUAUAUCUUUAGCAGCGAUCAUUUGCGUAUUGACAUCAUUGGAGCUCAGUUAAAUAAUAGUGGGAAUUACACUUUGAUAGUAAGGAAUGAAGCUGGUCUUGUCAAUAGCACCAUAACCUUCAAUGUUUAUAUUGCUCCAACUAUUAUUAGUCAUUCAAUACCAGGGGAUGUGCCUAGAAAUGCUAGUGCACAUGUUACAUUCAAUUGUACUGCUGAUGGGUAUCCAAGGCCUAACAUUGCAUGGACAAAAGACAAUGUAGCAGUUUCUAGUAGCAAUCCAAGAAUCACAAUAUCUGCUAUGGAAAUAAAUUCAACGUCAGAGAGGCAGCAAACAAAAAGCAGUCUCACCAUUAGGGAUCUCACUGAAGAUGACAGUGGGAAUUAUCUGUGCAGGGCAAGUAGUCUUGAAGUUCCCCGGGAAGCUGUGCUGGAUACCCCGUUUCACCUCAACGUAAAAAUAAUUAAUCAGACUGACCACUGUGCUAAUAAUCCUUGCAAAAAUGGCGGUACCUGUUUCAGCAAGCAAAGCACUUUCAGCUGCAUAUGUGAUGAAGGAUACGCUGGAAAUGAGUGCCAAAAUAUGCUGAUAGUUUACAAGGCCCCAGAAAUCACCGAGAAACCACAGGGUGUUGUAGGCGAAUACUUUUCACCAGUUAACUUGACCUGUAAAGCCACUGGCUCUCCCAAACCUGCCAUACUUUGGUAUAAGGAUGGCGUUGAAUUAAACAAUACCAAUGAUGAUAGUUCAGUUUUGAAAAUACCUGAGUUGAGACUUGAUAACAGAGGAUAUUACCAUUGUGUCGCAAAAGUCAUUUAUAACGGAGAAAAGAUUGAUACAUCUGAAAAAGUUCUUAUUAACAUUAGAGGUAUAGUGCAGUAUGAAGCAAUAAUACUCGCACCAGUUAAUGACAAUUCUCAAUCUGUUGAGCAAAAGGUAAGAAAUUCUCUUCACAAUGACAAGUUUGAUGGCAACACCGAAGUAUUACUAGUAAAAGUCAAGAGACAGAAUUCAAGGAGGAAAAGAUCUACUUCUCGUCAUGACAUUAUAAUUACACUACGAACUGACAUGAAACCAAGUGAUUCCCUAAGGAAAUCUAUCGAGGAUCAAAUCAAUGCUGCUAGCUCUAGUUCUGGCAUUAGCUCUCAACAGAUUGAUAGAUUUGAUGGCUGUAAAUCUGAUGUCACUAGGAUUCCUCCUCAUACAAACAGAACUGAUAUUAACGUGACCAUUGAAUGGGAAGAGUCCAACCUCGGGGAAGACGUGAGAGUCCGUUGUCCUUGUGGUGGGCUGAAUGCCUCUAGUCUCAUGGCCACGAGGUCCUGUCGAGGGGAUUUUAAUAAUGGGGGGAUGUGGGAGGAGGCUUAUGUUACACCUUGUAACUUUAGUGAUUUUGCUCGUGAGAUUUGUGACUUAACAGAACGUCCAGUACCUGAGAGAGUGGAGGGUUUAAAUAACCUCACAAGUGAUGAAUCAUUUAAUCUUGAUAGCACUGAUGUUGCCGUGGUCACACUUGUGCUUCUUACAACAACAAACGAUGUUAAAGGAGAUGAAAAGCUAACAAGAUCUUACUUGGAGGUUGUUGAUAAUAUCAUUGCAAUUGAACCUGUCGUUUUGAAAGAGAGUCAAAAUGUCUCAAAUACUUCAUCAAGGAUACUCAAUACCAUUGAUGACAUACUAUCAGAGUUACCAGUAACUAGCAUCAAUGAGCCGGUAAUCAUCACAUUUGACAGACUUGCUGCUUCAACCAUCAAAGUUGAUGCAACAAAUUUCGAGGGACUUGUUUUUGCCUCUGAUGUCAAUAGCAGCAACAUUGGCGAUCCCCAAUACGGCUCCAGUGACAAUGUAACAACUAGUGGAGCUGUCAGCAUAACGCUGCCUGAAAGCCUCCUUGAUAAUGUGAACACUACAGGCACUAUACAGGUCAUCAAUAAGGUUUUCAUUGAUGAUAUACUCUUCCUGAGGAGAGACAACAAGUCUUUAGAUGUCAACAGUGCAAUAGUAUCUGCUGCUAUAGUUGAUACACCAAUACGGGGACUGGAGAACUCCAUUAAUAUAUCAUUUCCAAUGGGAAAGGGUAACAUCAGUAAGCAGUCUUGUGCUUUCUGGAAUUUCUCACUAGAUGGUGGAUAUGGUGAUUGGUCUUCUGAAGGAUGCACUUUAGUUGUUGUUGAUGAUAAUAGCGUCUGUCUCUGUGACCAUCUAACUAACUUUGCACUUUUGCUGGAUGUUUCAGAGGGAGAGAAUAUUCCUGAAGGCAAUCGUCCAAUUGACCUCUUCCUUGAAGCAGUGACAUACAUUGGCAUCAUAAUAUCAAUAGUUUGCAUUCUCCUCACACUCUUCACAUACAUAGUGGCAAAAAAACUGAGGAAGAGAAGCUCAGGGCAAUUAAUCAUCAACCUAUGCUUGGCUCUAUUGUUCCUUUACUUGUCGUUCAUUCUGGCUAUACACAGUCGGAAGAAUGAAGCCCUCUGUGCAAUCAGUGCCUUGAUCCUGCAGUACUUCUUUCUUGUUACCUUUCUUGCUAUGGGCUGUGAGUCUGUGAUACUGUACAGGGAGCUGGUCAUCAUUGUAGGAGAAAGAAAAUAUGGUGUUGCAUUGAAGGCUGCUCUUGUGUGCUGGAUUCUGCCAUUGCUUAUUGUUGGAUUCUGUUUUGCUCCAAACUACAAUCAUUACAUCCACAAAGCAUUCUGCCGAGCUUUUGAUAUCCCAUUUUACAUUGGCACAGUUGCUCCCUUCAUCCUCAUAUACAUAUUCAAUUCCGUCGUCUUUACAAUCAUCAUCAUCUCUUUGCUAAAGAGAGGACAAUCAUCAGCUACUAAGCUCCCAGGAUACGUGUAUGUGAAGCAGCAGCUCGGUGUUGCAAUAUCGCUCUCAGUUCUCUUUGGCAUCACAUGGGGACUUGGACUGUUCGCCUCUAACUCCAUAUACAAAGGAAAUGAGAGGCAUGUCAGGGAUGCCUUUGCUGCACUUUUUGUCAUACUGACGACAUUUCAUGGCUUGGGUCUCUUCGUAAUGCACUGUGUCCGCCCGGCUAAAGUCAGAGAAGAAGUCAAAGCUAUCUUUCUCGAUCGGAAUAAGACGACCACAAGAACCUCCGGAACCGGGGGUAUCCAAAAGGAGAGAAUGACUGCAGCUUCAAAGAAUGCCGCCUAUACAGCAGCAACCAUUGACAAGAGGAGCUCUUAUUCUAUGCAUCCAACUGACAGUAUAAGAGAUUCCACUGCAUCUUUAAAGAAGGAUGGACAUGACUCCUUUGCCAUCGCUAACUCUUUUGCCACUCAUGAAGAAGAAACUGGAUUCACUGCUAAUCCUAAUUUUGUGGCCAUAGAGGAUUCUCCCGAGUUGACUCCAGUUAAGAAGUUUCAGGAUAAGAAAUUUGAGACAAAGGAAGAUAGCAACAGUAGCUCAGGAAGCUAUGCUUCUAAUGAUAAUGAUCCUAUAGUGACUGUGAAUGGGACUCCAGUUGAACAAUGAAUGGAAUCAUAACUGAACUUUGCAUGUGUACUAGUAAUGUCUAAACCUCUCCUCUCAGCAGUUUUGUAUUAAUUGUGUAUUUUUAUAUCUUUAUGCAAUCCAUUAGGGAUUCAUUGUAGCUUGUCGUUUUUAUAAUAAUUUUUAUUAGAAAAA
Amphimedon queenslandica is the source of this 6507-nucleotide messenger RNA. RefSeq lists its product as uncharacterized. The transcript is spliced from 22 exons. Bases 136 to 6354 code for a protein of 2072 amino acids. The record is from RefSeq and is a predicted model, not a curated record. Gene Ontology annotation, biological process: G protein-coupled receptor signaling pathway; cell surface receptor signaling pathway. Gene Ontology annotation, molecular function: G protein-coupled receptor activity; calcium ion binding. NCBI's taxonomy places the organism in Eukaryota, Metazoa, Porifera, Demospongiae, Haplosclerida, Niphatidae. Gene Ontology annotation, cellular component: membrane.